AUGUCUACAACAAAAUUAAACAAGGAUCUAUACACGAAUAUCAAUCGAUUAAAAUUGUUGAACGCAACUACUUCAGUUCCCAAGUUUGUACUUGAGAAGACACCAUUUGACGAAGAAAGUGAUGAAGGACGAGCAGCUGCUUCUUCAAGCACACCAGAACACGUUAUUAUUGGACGGAUUUUCCCAGAUUCGGAGGUAUUUAGAGAAGGUUCAUUUCAAAUUGAAAUGAAAUUAACAUCAAAUUAUCCAUUCGAUCCACCUGAAGUACGUUUUCUUACUCCAAUUUAUCAUCCAAAUGUUGGCCAAGAUGGCAAGUUUUGUCAUGCAUUAUUGAAAAAAACUUAUGAAUAUAAAAAUACAACGUCUCUGGCUGAUGUGGUUAAAGCUGUAAUAGAACAUAUCGACAAGCCUGAUAUUGAUAGUUCACUAAGCGUUGAACUCGGUCGUGAAUAUAUGGACAAUCGAACUGAGUUCAAUCGUAAAGCACUGGAAUUUGUCAAAAAACAUGCUUUGCCACGUAUCUAA
Molecule: messenger RNA, 525 nt
Organism: Rotaria sp. Silwood2
Lineage: Eukaryota; Metazoa; Rotifera; Eurotatoria; Philodinida; Philodinidae
Source: the annotation of a GenBank genome assembly